AUGGCAGCGCGCAGAGCCACGCCGCAGGAGGCCGCGGCCGCGGCCGCGGAGGCCGCCAUACGCUCCGUCGGCCUCGGCUUCGACGUCGUCAGCGACGUCCGCCUCAAGUACUGCAAGCAGCGGGGCGCGCCCGAUCCCUGGCUCAUCGAGCUCGACCAUGGGGAGGUCCAGGAUAUCGUGCUGCCCGGCGGCGUCACCGUUGCUGGCGUCACAAAAUCGGUUAAGUGCGACAAAGGGGAGCGGAUGAGGUUCCGCUCGGAUGUCCUGUCGUUCCAGCAGAUGUCUGAGCAAUUCAACCAGGAGCUAUCUUUGUCUGGGAAAAUUCCAUCUGGCUUCUUCAAUACUAUGUUUGAGUUUUCUGGCAGCUGGCAGAAAGAUGCUGCUAAUACCAAAACACUUGCUUUUGAUGGUUGGUAUGUCACACUAUACAGUGUCGCACUCUCAAAAGGGCAAAUUGUACUCCGGGAUCAUGUUAAACAGGCUGUUCCAUCAACCUGGGAACCUGCUGCCUUGGCAAGGUUCAUUAAAAAAUUUGGCACUCAUAUAGUUGUUGGUCUAAAGAUGGGCGGGAAAGAUGUAAUUUAUUUGAAGCAACAGCAUUCAUCGACCUUGCAAGCUGCUGAUGUUCAAAAACGAUUGAAGGAGAUAUCAGACAGGAGAUUUUUUGAUGCAAAUGGGCAAUCUGACAUGGGUUUCAAGGACACAUAUGGGAACAAUAAGAGUGAUAUCAGAGAGCAACAGCUGAGAUUUGUACAGUCCAGUCCAUUGAAUUCUUACUCGUCAACUGAGGAUUUGGUGAUGAUGCCUAAGCGAAGAGGUGGGAGGGACAAAGAAUUUAUAUCUCAUAGCGAGUGGCUUAAUACUGUUCAAGCAGAGCCUGAUGUUAUCUCAAUGUCCUUUAUACCAAUCACUUCACUAUUGAAUGGAGUUCCUGGAAGUGGAUUUUUGAACCAUGCAAUUAAUCUGUAUCUCCGACAUAAACCCUCAGUCGAGGAAUUACAUCAGUUUCUGGAGUUCCAGCUACCAAGGCAGUGGGCACCUGUUUACAGUGAUCUCGCUCUGGGCCCUCAGAGGAAAAGACAAAGCAGUACAUCGUUGCCAGUAAAUAUAAUCGGUCCAAAGCUUUAUAUUUGCACUAACAUGGUUGAUGUGGGUAAAAGACCAGUUACAGGACUCCGGUUGUUCCUUGAAGGAAGGAAGAGCAACAAAUUAGCUAUACAUCUCCAACAUCUAUGCUCUCUUCCUCAAAUUAUUCAGCUUGAAGAUGACCCUUACAAUCACCAAAUUCCAGAAUAUGACCGCAAAUACUACGAACCAAUUGGACCGUGGAAGCGUUUCUCUCAUGUCUGCACAGCACCAGUCGAGUCAGAUGAUUUGUCCAUUGUCACAGGGGCACAAUUAGAUGUGGUUAACCAUGGCCUCAAGAAAAUUCUGUUCCUUCGCCUGCAUUUCUCCAAAGCCUGCAAUGCCAUUGUAAGGAACUCGGAAUGGGAGAAUUCUCCCAACCUAGCUCAGAAAUCAGGCCUUAUCUCAACACUCAUCAGCACACAUUUCUCCUCAGUAGCUCAGAAGCCCCCACCACGGCCAGCGGAUGUGAACAUAAACUCGGCAGUGUACCCUGGUGGCCCACCUGUUCCAGUGCAGACCCCAAAGCUGCUCAAGUUUGUUGAUCCAACAGAGAUGAUGCGUGGGCCGCAGGACUCACCGGGCUAUUGGGUGGUUUCAGGCGCAAAGCUGAACCUUGAGAGGGGUAAGAUAUCAUUGCGGGUGAAAUACUCACUGUUGACAGCUAUGAUGCCAGAUGAUGAGUCACUUGAUGAUGAUGAAUUUUAG
Messenger RNA from Miscanthus lutarioriparius, 1833 nucleotides. NCBI's taxonomy places the organism in Eukaryota, Viridiplantae, Streptophyta, Magnoliopsida, Poales, Poaceae. The record is from the annotation of a GenBank genome assembly.